CAUAAACACAGAAAUUUGACAGAAAAUCAAAAUGGGUUCGGAGGGUAGCAAGAUCAGAGGAGAUACCGUAGCUGGAAAUUUAUUUAAUCCAGAAGAAAAUAUAGAAAUUCAAACCCUAUUUGACAAAAUCAGUGGUAAAUCUCAGCUGUGUCAACUGAAUAAUUUGCAGAGGUAUUUAUCAUCACUAUUACCAGAGGACAUCAUACAGAGGAUAUUCGUGUGUUGUGUUAAGCUCAGUAAAACCAAGCAGGAGGGUUUCACUGUAAAUGGACUUGCUGCAUUUUUAUCCAGUUUGUUCAAAGGAUCAUUAACUGACAAAAGCACAAUUUUAGUGUCACUGGCUUCAACUACAAGGGAAGUCAGCAGUCCAAGGAUGUCUGAGUUUGUGGCUCUUCUCAUCAAGUCAUAUGUCAAAAUCAACCAGAAAAGUGAACAGUUCAAAAGUUGGAAGUUUUCUUCACCUGAAAAAUGGGCCAAGAGUCUUUCUCUUUACCUAUUAACAGAUCUCUUUGAGAAAGGUCCCUCCACGCAAGAAGCCAGUGGCAAUCCACCAGAACGAUCAUUCACAGAAUGGGAGCUGGAAGCCUGGUUGUCCAGCUGCCCUUUGUUCUCACACAUACUAGAUCUGGUGUUUCAUUCAUGUUUUAGGAUAAGCCAGUCGGAAGAGUAUUCUGAGCGAUUCCUCACCCCCAUGAUUCCCACAGUGUCCAAUGUGAACUGGACCAAAGCACAAACUAUCCUGGAUGUUCCUGCAUUGAUAUUGUUAAGCUACAGCCUGCCCGGCGAGCUGCGGGGCAACUGGCGCCCUCUGUACAGUAACCACCAGUAUGGGGAUAGCUUUUCACAACUGCAGACUCGCAUCCUCAAACAGGGCCCCACGGUGAUAGUUGUACGGGACAAAGCUGGACAUGUGUUUGGAGGGUUUGCAUCUGUCAGCUGGAACAUCAGACCACAGUUUGUAGGAACAGCAUCCUGUUUCCUGUUCAGUCUUUCACCUCAGUUCAGUGUGUACAACGGGACUGGUUACAACGAACACUACAUGUACCUUAACCACGGCGUUAAGACCAUGCCAAAUGGACUGGGUAUGGGAGGCCAGCUAGACUAUUUUGGUCUGUGGAUUGAUCAGUCCUUCAGUGUGGGCCACAGUAAGGCUGGACCUCGAUGCACCACCUACGGUAGCCCUCAGCUAUCCAAGACUGCUGAUUUCCAGGUGGAUGUGAUUGAGGUGUGGGGAGUCGGGCCAGAGCCUAAAGAACAGGCUGAGGAUGAAGAAUGUGAAUCCAGUAUUUUGGAUAAAGACCCAGAGGCCAAGGCCAUGUUGAGUUUAAUUGACAGAGGACCACUGAGUGAAGGGUUGAGGGAAGGGGACGCCACUGCGGGUAGUCCAGAAGACCAUGAGUUACCCCCUCUUUGAAUAUUAAUAGGUUUUGUGAGAGAAUCAGAAACAUACUCCAAUUUUUCUUUACUUUUGUUGUUGCUUCUUGUCUGGAUAUGUCGGAAUGUUCUUCAAAACAGACCGAAAGCUUAUACUGAUACUAACUAUAUCUACAGGUGUUGCAACUAUGGCACAUUGGACAUGUAAUACAUGGGAUUGGAAUUUUGGAAAUUCAGUUAUGUCUACUGGUUGAGGAAUAAAUAUGAUAUCGUUCUGUUUUUACUUUGUAUGGGCAUAAUCAGCAGUAUUCUGGGAAUUUCUGAUGAAUACUGUAUUUCAUCUUGGUAAGUUUGAUAAUUAAAAAAAAGUACUUUCAGUAAACAUAAAGGACUUAAAAUGAACACUUUUGAUUGCAGUGCUUGAGUUUUUCAACUUCACAAAAAAAGUCUUUAGUGGCAUGAUAAGGUGAAUGACUCAGUGAGAAUCGAGCAAAAUGAGUCAUUCAGUGAGAAUCAAGCAAAAUGAGUCAUUCAGUGAGAAUCAAGCUAAAUGUGUCACUUGACAAAAACUUCAGGUCAAAUACCAUACUGAAGAACAGUUUUCCGUUUUCUGUAUGUUUCAGGUAGGUUUCUUUGUCUGUGAAUCUGUAUUGCCGGACUGUAGAGAUUGUAUGUGUUCACAUUUGGGGAUCAUUGUCAUUUUAUCGGAACAGUCAAAUGUGCACUUGAAAUCUUUGAUUAACCAUGAAGGUUUCAGCUUUAUUUUUAAUUAUAUUUCAUUGUAAUAACUGUUUUUACAUCAGUGACUUUCCACAAUCAGCAUUGCCAUGACACAUCUGAACUGUGAAAGUUAGUACAUGGAAGUCCUUUUUUGGGUUUUUGUUUUGUUCUGUUAUUAGCAAGAUUAGGGGUGUCUGUGUGGUGUGUUUUUGUGGAAUGGGCUGGAAUGGGGUGGGGUGUGAGAGGGUAAUAUACUGCCAACUGAUGUUAAUUUCAUGUUAUGAGUAUUUUCAAGUACUCAUUAGUUUAAGACACCUGGCAUGCCACUGUAAGGUGCAGGUGCUCAAAAAAUCACAAAUUUUGAGUUUAUAUAACUUGUUUAACUGAUAAUUAUUUUUGUUAAUACAUUUCAAAAUUCCAAAAGAGAUAGAAAAUGUUGACAGGCAUUUUGUGAUAGGGAAAUGAAAAUGAAAAACAAAUAAUUCUUGGAAGCAAAAAUGGUGAGUUACACUUUUAUGUCAUGUGGAUUUCAAACAGGGAUAUGAAUUUUUAUAUACUUAUCUGUUAUAUAAAGAAAUGUGUGCUUCAUUUGGUGACCACUGAGACUUUCAUAUAUAUGCCUUUCCAGUGAUAAAUAGAACUGCAUGCAUGACUACCUUUACAUUGGUUGUCAGCUGCUGUGAGUCAAAAUAUAAAUAAAACAAAAACAACACUGUGAGGGACAUAGUUUGUGAUUUCACCUUCAUACAAACAUAAAUAGCAGCAAAUUUGUCCGAAAAUACAGGCAUGAAUCAGAGCUCAGAAUUGAGAUGAACAAUACCAUCCCUUCUUCAAGGUGUCAGGUUUUGUCACAAAUUGUUUCAUAAUGAUUAAAUUUGAUUAUAUUAUUCAUUGUAUCCUAUUGCCAUCCCAGUAGAGACGUCGGUCUCAGUUGUCAUACAGUUGUGGCCCAGUACAGACAUCAGCUGUCAUACAGCUGUGACCCAGUACAGACAUCAGCUGUCAUACAGCUGUAGCCCAGUACAGACAUCAGUUGUCAUACAGUUGUGGCCCAGUACAGGCAUCAGUUUUCUUACAGUUGUGGCCCAGUACAGGCAUCAAUUGGCAUAGAGCUUUGGCCCAGUUCAAGCAUCAGUUGUCAUAGAGCUGUGGCCCGGUACAGGCAUCAGUUGUCAUAUAACUGUGGCCCAGUACAGGCAUCAGCUGUCAUACACCUGUAGCCAAGUACAGACAUAAGUUGUCAUACAGUUGUGGCCGAGUUUAGACAUCAGUUGUCAUACAGUUGUGGUCCAGUAGAGGCAUCAGUGGUGAUACAGUUGUUGCCCAGUACAGGCAUCAGUUGUCAUAUAACUGUGGCCCAGUACAGGCAUCAGCUGUCAUACACCUGUAGCCAAGUACAGACAUAAGUUGUCAUACAGUUGUGGCCGAGUUUAGACAUCAG
Molecule: messenger RNA, 3535 nt
Organism: Liolophura sinensis
Lineage: Eukaryota; Metazoa; Mollusca; Polyplacophora; Chitonida; Chitonidae
Product: MTOR-associated protein MEAK7-like
Exons: 8
Coding region: 32-1414 (460 amino acids)
Biological process (GO): response to oxidative stress
Cellular component (GO): nucleus
Source: RefSeq, a predicted model, not a curated record